AAAAGAGAGGAGAAGGAAGGAGACGAUUGACCGACCACCCUGCAGUCCUCUCCUCCAAAAUCACAGAAUCAAAACUCUCACAUUCAUUCUUGAUACACCAUUAAGUCCACCCCCUUUGGAUGAUUGACCACCCUUGCCUCCCUCCCCCUUUAAUACUCAGAGCUGGGUUAACGAUGAUCGUCAUCUCUCGUGCCAUGGGCUUCGUGUCGCUCCUUGCACUUUCCGGCGGCAUCUUCUACGUCGCCCUGAAGGCACAUCAGCAACUCGUCUCCGAUUUCAACAACCAGAUACGACGCGAAUUGGGUAAAAACCUUCUCGUUAACGACGACGAAGAAACAUUGCCUUCUCAAUUUUCACAGAAAAAACGUCGGCCGAAGAUCAAGAGAGUGAGAUUCGCGGACGACGUCCUCGAACCUUCUUCCGAUAACCAGGCCUACAGGAAGCGCCGACCCAAGAUGACGAGCAGCCGGCUUCCUGCGAUCAACGAACGAGAACACGAGGGCGGGGACGUUCCGCCAGGUAUGCCCCUCAACAGGGUGGCCUUGUACAGAGGGAUGAGAGAAGACCGUAUCAAGAGGGGACUCUUGCAUUGACGCGCCCUCUGCCUCGCUGCCUCCUUGUUUCGUUACAGGUCGCAAGAGCACGAACCUGGAAAAGGAAAAUCCCCCAAACUUUUCAGAAACUUGCGCGCGUGCGAGAAAAAUGACCAUGCACCCUAGGCUGUCAUUGUAGGCAUAUUGCACUCCUUCCUUGUUCAUCGUUUUCUUUCUUCGCUGCUUUCUUGCUAGCUUUU
Molecule: messenger RNA, 793 nt
Organism: Nymphaea colorata (pocket water lily)
Lineage: Eukaryota; Viridiplantae; Streptophyta; Magnoliopsida; Nymphaeales; Nymphaeaceae
Exons: 2
Coding region: 120-593 (157 amino acids)
Source: RefSeq, a predicted model, not a curated record